Monodelphis domestica (gray short-tailed opossum) is the source of this 555-nucleotide messenger RNA. RefSeq names its product interleukin 26 (gene IL26). Lineage: Eukaryota; Metazoa; Chordata; Mammalia; Didelphimorphia; Didelphidae. The record is from RefSeq and is a predicted model, not a curated record.
AUGUGUAUUUUGGGUUGGGGUGGUGGUGGUGGUGCGGAAAUGCAAGUGAAUUAUAUUUUGAGUUCUGGGUUGCUUUUUACCUUUCUGCCUUUGGUCACCAUUGAAAGCAAAUCACUUCGUUCCACCUCUGGCUGCUGUCAUAAAGGAACCCUAUCCAGAGCAACUGACAUACUCUUCAUUCAGGCUAUGAGAUUCAAAGCAUCCGUACCAGCAGACAGCAUCAAAAACACAAAAUUGCUCAAAAAGAAAACCAAAAAUCUAUUCAUGAAAAGCUGCCAAUUUCGAGAGCAACUGCUUUUUUUUUUCAUGGAAGACGUUCUUGGGAAGCUUCAGUUUCCAUCAAACAAGGAGACAGCCUUCAUUGAGGACUUUAAUAGCUUUGGAAAGAAACUGAAUCACUGUUUUCCAUGUGCUCCUUAUACUGGAGAGAUGAAGCCCAUUACCAGGAUUAAAAGAAUAUUUUACAAGAUUGGAAACAAGGGAGUCUACAAAGCCAUCAGUGAACUUGAUAUCCUUCUUCCUUGGAUAAAAAAUUACCUAGAUGGCAUAAAAUAA